Monomorium pharaonis (pharaoh ant) is the source of this 9671-nucleotide messenger RNA. RefSeq lists its product as uncharacterized. NCBI's taxonomy places the organism in Eukaryota, Metazoa, Arthropoda, Insecta, Hymenoptera, Formicidae. The transcript is spliced from 14 exons. The coding region runs from base 3313 to 6987 and encodes 1224 amino acids. Gene Ontology annotation, molecular function: 3',5'-cyclic-AMP phosphodiesterase activity. The record is from RefSeq and is a predicted model, not a curated record.
ACUUUGAUUUUGCUCAUCUGUUUUUUUUUUUUUUUUUUUUUUUUUUGUUUAAUUCAAUAACCAUAAAAUUAAUUGUGUGAUUAUAAAAAACGCAUAAUUUCUUUUGCAGCACGUUUUCACAACUUAAAUAGAUUUCUUCUGAAUUUUUUAUACUUAUUAGGAUAAAAAUAAUUUUUUAAUUUAUAUUACAUAUCGAAAUAAAGGCUAAAGAUAACAAAAAAAGUGUAAAAAUUUACUUAAAAAAAACUAAUUUAUUAAUAUACUUUGUAAUUUUUAAAAUCCUGGUUUUUACUAGCGUUUUAAGUAAAAAAUUUCACGACGAUUAAUAAUCUAUCAUAGGGAUUGACUACACUAAGUUCAAAACUGUGAAGAAAUUUAUUUAUACACUAAGGAUGACCGAAAACAAUGUGCCGAAACAUUUAUUUAAUAAAUUAUUAAAAAAGCAACCUACAACUUUAAUUCCAUAAGUAGUUCUAAAUUGCAUUGUUUGUUAUUAAAUAUAUAUCUUGACUACGUGGGUUACUGGUCCAAUUUUCACCUGUCGCUGUAGAAAAUACGACCAAUAAAAUACGUUUACUUGGCCAGACAAUAAGUCAUCACUAUUAACAACUUUUUUUUAAAGGAAUGGAACCAUUUCUAUUUUACCGGAUAAUUCAUAAUUGAAAGUUAUCUGAAUCAAAGUAUGAUCCAAAAUAGUCUGUGGUGGGUUAAUUAUUAAAUGCAAGUCUAGAUUAAAAACCUAUUUACUUUUCCAUUGUGCUAUAUUUGCUUAGAAUGAUAAAUUCUUUAACUUACCUAAUGUAUUUGUAUUAUUGCUGAAAUAUUACUUGUAAUAUUGUAUAACUUGUAUAACAUUGUAAUGUACUUGUAUAAAAGUAAUUUUAAAGGUAUUGUAGAAGCUGUUUUCCAACAAAUACGAGAGAAUUUUAUUUGCAUUCCUAACGUUAAUUAUUCUUUUUUAUAAUUGAUAUUCGCGCAAUAACUGAAAUUUUUAUAAUUAAUGAUUGCCUUCUCUUGUUCUUUUUUCUUUUUUCCCUUUUCGACUUCAAUUCUGUCUCGAUUUUUUUUUAAUUAAUAAAAAAUGAGAAGCUUUUUCGUAUAAAAAAAUGCAUGCAAAAGAGUAAUCGCAAGAACAGAUGAAAUUUUAUUCAUUUUAAGACCUACUAUUUUGAAUCUAAUUUAACGGCUAAAUGAUAGUUUAUAAUGAGACAUUGAUCACAGAAAAAUUUUAAGUUGGGCUUUUUUAUUUCGAAGAUAUGAGAUAAAGUAGCUAUUAUUCGUCAAUAUAUUAAGAUCCAUAGCUAGAUCAAUAAAGCUUAGUUAAGCAAUUAGAAAAAGGAUGGAAGCACGAAAAAACAUUUCUCACAUGAAAAGUGCUUUGCAAAAAUUUAUUUUAUAACUAUUUGUUAUAAACAUUGACAAUUAACUGAAAGAAAACUAAUUACGCCAAUCGAUUCUACAGAAAAAAUUAUUAAACACAUAACAUAUGUGUAUGAUUUUCUUAAACCAUAUUCCGUUUAUGCAUUAAAAAUCGAUCUGUAAAGUUAAGUCAUCUAGAUACAAAAUUUAUUUUUUCAAAGUAUUUUGAAAAAAUUUUAGAAGUGUUUUUUAUGCUGUUGUCUAUUUAAUUGUUAUUGUUUAGCUUAUUAUCUGGAUAGAAAAGUGUGCAGAAAAAUUUUAACAUUAAUUUAAAAAUGUAAUGUAUAAAAUAUUAUGUUAUAAUUGUAUGUUAUGUUAUGUUAUGUUAUAUUGUUAUGUUAUAAUUGUAAAUCUAAUUUAAAAAAUUAUUUAUUCUAAAUUUAAUUUAUGUAACAUGAGCAAUAUUUAAAAAAUUGAUGUUAGAAAUAUUUGCAUAAAUGUUGUAUAAUGGAGAAUUAUCUUAACACAAUUAUUGCUAAAUAUAUAUCAGAAAAAUUUUUAAUUAUUAUUGUACAAAUUAUUGCAAAAUGAAAGAAAAACAUUAUAAAACAACAGAAAAACAUUAUUAAUAGUAUGAAAUUGUACAAUUGUAUAAUUAUUAUUUACGCAUUUUUAAGUGAAAAUUUCAUUAAGAAAUUCGAAAUAGCAGGCAUAAAACAUACAUACUAUUUUAAUAUUAUUUUUAAAGAUUUGAUGCAAAUAAAUAGAUUUACAAAUUAUAAUUACAAAAUUACUUUCUAGCAAAAGAUAUAUUUCCUGUUUUUGCAAAAUGUAACUAUUAUUGCGAAAAUUCCUAUUUGGAUAAGUUUAGUCAUUUUAAUCUUAAUGGGUUAAUGAAGAAUGGUUAUGCUUCAACCCAUUACAUCUUUAAAGUGAAAAGUAAGUUAAUCUUGAAAUUUUUCUGUUGAAAUUUUUCUGAUCUCAAUGUUUCAUGAUAAAUUAUUAUUUAAUUUAUAAUUUAAGUCCGAAAUUACGAAUUCCAAAAUGGGCCAUCACUCUGUUCAAAGAGUUUAUUAGACUAAGUCCACUUUACACAAUUUUCGAUAGAGUUUGAUACAGGUUUUUUUGUACUUUUAGAUAUUAUAUAAAAAAUAUGAAAAAUAUUUAUUUUGCUUUUUAUACACGGUAUAUAUUAAAAUAUUGUUUGUUAUAUGUAAAAGCCAUUAAUCUUUUAGACUUUCAAUACUUAUUUUGAAUACUUCAUGCAUAUAUUAACUCUCCCCUCUCUUCUCUUUCUCUCUCUGUUACUUAUAUUAUUCCGUUUAUAGUAAAAAUAUGGGAAUAUAAUAACUAUUGCUUGAGAUAAAAGAAUACGCUAUAGCUAUUCUAUGUUCUAUGUCACUUCAAAAAGUGAUUGUGUGCAAUAUAUGUAACUAGCGAUUUGAAAAACGAUUACGUAUAUUAAUAUUCUUUUUUUACUGUUCUUAUUAGAAAAGUGAUAAUCCAAAGGGAUAUUAGAAAAAUAUAAAUAAUAAUAGCUCUUAUUUUAUGACCAAUUAUUUAGUUGUAUUUAUUUUGACAUGGAGCCGUAUAUUAUCAUUGUGACAUGCAGUGUCAACGUGGCAACGUUAUACUAAGAGUGCAAAUUCCUGUGGGGUAAAAAAAUAUGCAUUAACAACUACGAGUUUGACGAGAAUUAGAAAUUAACAAAAUGUGUGUACAAACAUGCAUCAUAGGGGAAGCAAUAACGCAAGGAAGAAACAUAUGAGGAAGAAAUGAAGAAAAAAAUAAAUGUAUUUGAUUAAAUAAAGAAGAAAAAGUGUUGGCAAGACAAAGUUGGGCAGCAGAUACACGAAACUGGCGACCCAAGCACGUGACAGCGGCUCUCAUGGGUCUCGGACCCGCCGCCGAGCCACCGGUGGGUCGUUCUCUAGCCGGGGUAGUACUACGGAGAUGCAAUGCGGUCUUUGCGCCGUCGUCGCUGGUUUGUUUCGUCGGGCUAUGUGUAUUGCAGGUAGUCGACGUGGCUCUGGAGAUUCCUGUUAUCAGGAAUUGGCCGCAGAUAUGCAGGAACGGCGCAACUCGCAGGAAGAAAUUGAACUUGACAAAGCAAGCGAAAUCGUGAAGAGAGUGAAAAAUGUUCAAGUGGAUGAGAGACGAACUGGCGAAAUAACGGUGAACAGCGAGGAACACAAUGCAGUAUUUGUGCGUAUCUCUGACAGCAGCUUACAACGUAAUUCUGGUACAUCAGUCACAUUACCAGAAGUCCAUGAUGGAUCAUCUGUCACGGAAACAACAUUCAGACGUUUCUCGGAUGUAGAACAAAUUCUGUUGGAAAAUCUGGACACCAAUCGAUGUAGACUUAGACAUACUGGUCGAUUUCUGACAAUGCAUAAGAGACGACGUAAAAAGCUUACUACGAGAUCCUUAAAUCAAGAACCAGGUAUCUUGGAUGACAUUUUCCACGGACUAGUACAGUGUAUGUUGCAAAGAGCUGGAAACUGGCGCUUUAAUGCUUUCACGUUGGAAACAAUCACAGGUGGACGUUCGUUGCCAGUAUUAUGUGUCCAUCUUUUUCACUGGUAUGGACUUUUUCAACAAUUUACUUUGGAUGUUGUAACAGUAUGGAAACUAUUUGCUUUUAUCGAGGAGGGUUAUCACAGUACAAAUCCUUACCACAACAGUAUACAUGCCACGGAUGUUACUCAGGCAAUGCAUUGUUUUCUUCAAGAAAAAAAGAUUAAAGUACAUCUAACCAAUUUAGAAAUUAUGGCUUCCUUGAUAGCGGCUGUAACGCAUGACUUAGAUCAUCCAGGUGUCAAUCAGCCGUUUUUGGUUGCAACAAGUAACCAUUUAGCUGCGCUUUAUCAGAAUACUUCUGUUCUUGAAAAUCAUCACUGGAGAUCAGCUGUAGGAUGUCUUCUGGAAAGCGGUGUGUCGGCGCAGUUGCCGGCUGAAGUGAGACCAGAACUUCAACGUCAUAUCAGUUCAUUAAUCUUAGCAACAGAUAUUACAAGACAGCAAGAAUUUCUCACAUGUUUUAGGGAUUAUUUGAACAACAAUUCACUUGAGAUGAAACGGGCCGAAGAUCGCCAUUUUAUUUUGCAAAUUGCUCUAAAAUGUGCAGAUAUUUCCAAUCCAUGUAGACCGUGGGAUAUAUCUAGGAAAUGGUCUUACAAAGUUUGCGAAGAAUUUUUCAGGCAGGGCGAUUACGAGCGUCGUUUAAAUCUUCCAGUAACGCCAUUGUGUGAUCGGCAUACCACUAGUAUUCCAAAAAUCCAAGUUGGAUUUUUCAAACACGUCGUUACUCCUCUUUAUGUGGAAUGGCAUCGUUUUCUUGGUGACGGUCUAAGUGUGUCAUUAAUGCAAUAUUUAAAGAUGAAUCAAAAAAAAUGGGAAACAUUAAUCAACCAAGAGAUAACUGAAGAGAAAGAAACCGAAAUUUCUGAAAUGGAUGAACCUGAAGGAGCUAUUAGUUCGGGCGAAGAAACGGCCAUCGAUGAAGAUUCAGGCAGCAUUGAUCUGCUGAUACCGACAACUUGUGUGCAAACAGCGCGAAUGCCAACAUUACCAGGACGAGUUGGACUUGAUCGCGUUGGUAGACGUCAUUCCGUUCCUCUAAGUAUGUCAAAAUCAUUGCAAGUACCUUUAAACCAGUCCAAGAGAAGAGAAAGUUUACCGAGCGAACAAAUCAAAUCAAGAAGUCCACUUUGGAAGAUAGAAGAUCAAAGUUUAUUGGAGCUGAGCACGUUGUCUUUAUUGUCUUCCAAAAGUAAUAUGAUUGAUUCACCAAGUACCAUUGUCGAGAAGCCAAUUAGUGCAGAGAAUCUUUUACCAGAGCCAAGUAUAGCUAGUAUUACUAGCAGCGAAGAAGCAUCGAGAUUAAAUACAGUUCUGCAACCGGAUAAUCAACAUGGUGUUCAAACUAAAUUACUUACGCGGCAACAAACUUUUCCUCCGUUGCAACCUCCUUGUGCAAGAACGAGAUACAUGUCUGCGACCGUGGAAAUGUUGGAUACACAGUGUUACACUCAAAUUCUUAUGAAAGAUGACAAUUCUUUGAGAUCUUCGACAGAUAUGACGAAAAAAUCAUGUUCAAAUGGUCGAUGUUCAUACGAUUUUAAUUUACGUCAUCAAAAAGACUUUAAUAUGUUAAGUGCUUUUUCUAAGGAAUUAUUGAGAGUGGAUGCAUCUUUUAAAAAACAAGGCUCAAUUUUGUUGGAUACAAUAAAACAGAAACAUAAUGUUUCGGAACGCCGUCAUUCUAUACAGACUGUUCAUACUGAUGAUUCUUUUUCUAAACAUAGAUAUAAAAGACCUUCUUCCGCUCAAAAUCCAGAUUCCACGCAGGUAUUCUAUGCUAUGUUAACAGGUUCUUACAAUGAUAAAAAUAAACGUGUUCCCGACAUGUCUAUUACUGAAAGUAAGUCGAAUUUAGAUUGCAAUACGGAAUUCAAAUGUCAUGAUGCAAAAUUAACGGUUCAAAAACCGCAAACUACAUUGUUGUCCAAAAAAUUAGAUCAACAUAUUUCAUCACCUAAGAGCAUAUAUUCUACACAAGAGCCACGAAGAUAUUCAACUUCUGUCACAGAAUGUAAAACAAUAAUGAUCGAUCAUACAGGUAGACGAUAUACCACAAUACCCGUGUCUUCUGAGCUUAAUACUCACAAAGUGUUCUUUAUCGGUAGUCCCCCCGAUUCGCCCCCUAAUCGUAGUGUAUCUUCAUCAAGUGACAGUAGCAGUGAGCCAAAAAGAAGUACGGAUGAUUCAAAUAAAGAAGACAUUGUUGUCAUUGGCAACAAAAAGGAAUUAGAUUACAUGAAAGAUAAACAAUCGAAGUUCGCAAAGUUUAGUUCCAAUGCGAAAAUGAAGGAAAAUGUUGAUCCCCGUACAAACGACGACUUUGCCAAAGCAUUAUCUCGUAGAAGCAAUCAGGCAUGGGCAAAAAGACGCGGCUCAGCCCCAGUUGGUCUUCUAUCGAGAUUGGAUGAUUUUUCUUCAACGAACACAUCUGCUAGAGUUGAUCAUAGCUGUAGACGUGGAUCGGUACCAACUGACAUUACUAAACAUCAAGAUGGAAGUUGUAACCGAUUAACUCUAGGAUAUCGAGGAGAUAAUUUUUCAGAUCUACGAAAAGAUAGUCUUCCGCAAGAGACUACGUUGAGAAAUCCUUUGGAGGUUUAUACUUUAACUGGCGAGCAUGAAAGCAUUUUAAUAAACAACAAUAAUAACAAUAACGAUAACAGUAAUCGCAGUAACAAUAAUGGUAUUAGUAAAUUUGAUAGCACCAUGACCAGAAUGCUUUCUCCAAGACGAGGAUCAAUACCUGCAGACAUAUCUGAAUUAAGCCGCGAUUUAUUUGGUAGAAAUAAUGUAAACAAUAAAUCGCGAAAUCGUAAAAAGGUUUUAAGAAGACGAAGUAGUGGUGGCCCAGAAAUGUUUGCUGCUAGAUCUACGGACAGGAAUGACAAUGGUACGUGGCUCAAAUGGAAAAGAGAAAUAGGAAAGUGUGACCCAGUCCCUGAAGCAUUUGUCAAACGAAGAGGAUCUCUACCGAUAGAGAUGGUGACUGUUUCACAAACUGGAUCGACAUCAGCACCACAUAAAUCAAGCCUGUGGCGGUUUUAAUGUACUGUAGAAAAUUAAGAACCAUCCAGCGAUUAACGUCAAAUUAUGAUACAACAAUAUUUCCUUAUAUCAGCAGUAACAUCAGUGACGAUUGACUACUUCUUACAAUCUUAAAAAUUGUCAAUAUUAAAAAUGUUUUUGUCAAUUGUAAAUGUAAGCGAGUGGGAUGUAAUUAUAUUUUUUAUAGUUUUAAAUACUGUUAUAAAAACGAUAAAUCAAUUGUAUUUGAAUUGCACAAAUUUGGUUAAUAUUGAUAUGAUUGUGAUGCAUACGUUAUAUUAUAAUAUGUUCUUAGACAAAUCGAAAUUAAUUAAAAGAUUUUCUUAUCGAUAAUUUGCAUGUCUAUAUUAUGUGUAUAAAUAUAAUAUAUUAUGAAAUAUCGAGAUGUGUUAGUUAUCUAACAAAGAAAUGAGAAUUGAAGAACGAGAAAAAGAGAGACAAAGGAAAUAAAAGCACGAGAAAUAAAAAUAAUGAUAGAUAAAAUAUAAAAUUCUUAAUACACAGGACAUAUCUUAAGAAUAAAUUUUUUUACUUAAAAAAAUAAUUUUAAAAAUAUAAAUGAUCUAUUUUGACUCAUUUCUGAGACAUAAUUAUAUUUAAAUUUAUAUAUGUUUAUCUUUAGAGGCACUCAAAAUGAGCCGUCUAUGUAUUCAUACAGAAAGUCACAAAAUUUUAGAAAAUAACUUUCUCAAAGAACUUUUUAUGCUUUACAGUUUAUGUAAUAUUGAGGAAUUUAACAUUGCAAUCUACGCAAAUAAACCAUUUGUCACACUUCUACAGACACUCAAAGCUCAAAAUCUUAUGUACUUUAUUAUUUUUUACGUAAAUUAAAUAUUCUAGAAAUGUAAAAAUGAUAAGAAGUGAUAAGAAUAUCUUUUCAAUGAAAAUAGGUUUUAAUUCGAGUUUCAUUUUAUAAUUUUAUACUACUGUAAUAAAAUGCCAAAAAUGAAAAGAAGAAAUAUCACAUAACAUAAUACAUGGUGUAACAAGGACGGGAAGAUGUCUUCUUGACGUUUAUUUGCACGAGUGGGAAAAAACGAUCCGUCCGUGUUGCACACGGUAUUUUUUCUUACCUAUGCGUCGAAGCGUGGUCUUUGAAUACUCUUGAGUCCUUACAAAUGGCAAGUACCAAGAUUACGUUCAAGAAAGCGACGAAGUGUUAAUAAUUUUACGAAAGUUAGCAUGCAUGUUGCGAAAUGGCAAGCGCGUGCGAGUAAAUAAAGUUAGAUGUAGGUGAAGUAAACUGGUCAUGGGUUAAAUUAGGCGAUAGUGAUAUAACAAGAAAUAUUGUGUGUAACAUGUGUGGAUCGGCUAUUCCCUAAGAGUGCGGAAAUGGACGUAUGACCCGAACGCGACCCGAGCGUCUACUCCUUUACUCGCAGGAAUAGUCAACCUACUGCGGUUGUAACACAAUAUACUAUUAUCUUUUGUAUUAAAAACUUUUUAUAAAAUAUAUUUUUUUAAUGUAUUCUGAGAUUCCAAUUUUUGUGGAAUACAUGGUAUAUUGCAAAUUGCAUCUUCUUAUUGAUUUUAUUGAGUAUUAGGAUACCCAAAAUUAUUAAGAACAUUAUUUUUUUAGUUUUUUUAAAUAACAGUGAAAAUAUGUCCACAUAGAAAUUGGCAUCCAGUGGUUGUCCAUUAAACCUCCAUAGUUCCAUAGGACAUCUAUCUUCAUGAUGGAAGUCAGAUAAACGUCCAUUAGGAGUUCAUUAAACUUCCGUGACUUCAUUGGAUGUUUACUUCCACGAAGUUAGAGAGACGUCCAUUAGGAAUCAAUUACACUUCCACAGGUCCAGGAGAUGUUUAUUUUCAUGGUGACAGUCAGAUAGAUUCCACAGGUCCAUCUUACCUCCAUAAUAAAGCUCUGUUAAACAUCUUGAAAGAUGUCCAUUAGAAGUUAGUUAAUCGAUAAAAAGAUCGAUAAAAAUGAUAACCAGUCAAGUAAUAACUCCGUAAAGACAAUAAAAUCGCUUAUUUUGAGUGUACCGCGUAAGAUAUUCGAAAAUUUACAUCGUAACAUUGUACUUCAUUUUUUAAUCUCACCAAAUUUCCAUCGAUUUCUAGACUUUAAAGAAAUAUUUUUGCAUUCUGCAGGGCACUGGCAACGAUAGUCUAUAAUUAUAUAUAUUUUAGGUGCUGGUUUAUAGGCUAAAAUCGCUACCUUUUAUCGGCCUCCUUUUAAUUUGUUAUGGGUUUAGUUGAUAAAGACUCAUUGAAAAAAUUACAGUUAAUACGAGCACAUUUAGUGUUAAACGAUUGAUAUAAGCUUAUUCUUUUAUUAAAGCAAAUUUUGUUUUUAAUUUUAAAAAAUAUAUAAUUUUAUCUUAAAAGUAAUUUAUUCUUAAUUAAGAAAUAUUUAUAUUUGACGCUAUUUUAAGUAUAAAAUAUUCUUGAAUUAAGGCACUGUUGCAUUUCUUAAAGAAUACAUUUUUUGUGUGUAAUGAUCUACGAAACGUCCGUUAGUCGUCCAGCAAGGCUCUAGUGAAGCCUCUACUAAUGAUCCACAUAACGUCUAAUAGACCUUUGACGACGUCUAAUGGAUGUAUAUAAUGCAAAACUAUGAAUUUCUAAUGACCUUGCAUUAAAUGUUUAAUGGACGUCUACUGGAAGUUCCAAAUUUCCAUGACAGAUAACCAAUGGAAGUGUAUUGGAAGUUUUGUUUUUAUGUAGAUGUAAAGCUUUAA